Cyprinus carpio (common carp) is the source of this 2372-nucleotide messenger RNA. Its product is annotated as G2/M phase-specific E3 ubiquitin-protein ligase-like. Lineage: Eukaryota; Metazoa; Chordata; Actinopteri; Cypriniformes; Cyprinidae. Bases 1687 to 2217 code for a protein of 176 amino acids. Gene Ontology annotation, molecular function: ubiquitin-protein transferase activity. The record is from RefSeq and is a predicted model, not a curated record. The transcript is spliced from 5 exons.
AGGGCACAUCUAUGUCAAAUUGUUGAGCCGGAGCAAGGCUUUGCAAUACAGUUUCAGUACCCUGAUGGCACCAGGAAAACAAGGAAAUUUGUUGAGUCUCAACCAAUUCAGGUAUUUUGUGUUAGCUAAUUUGUAAGUUAUUUCUGCACAUUUAGUAUAUUCAGUAUAUAGUUCUGAUUUGUCAUUUCUAUAUUUGCUCAUGUGUUGUAAAGGAUCUGUUUGCCUUUGCUGGUUCAGACGACAUGGCCAGUCAAGUAUUCCGUGUACAGCUGUCCUGGUCACCGAACACUAUACUUAGUACUGUUGAUGGUAGCCCCUCAGAUCAUGAAAUUAGUAGGCCCUCAUCCUUAUAUGUGCUUUGGAUGUCAGGUGUUCAAAUAGAGGAAUUAAUUGCAUCCAGUGUUGAAUCUUCAACUGACCAACUGGCUGCUACUCAGGACUUAGGAAGCAUCCCAAGUCCCCUCCAUUCCAGUGAUCAGGAUGUUGGCUUCUCCCCCUGCCCUGUUCCAGCUUUCUCACCACCAAUUGACAAUUCUUCACCCUCGUCACCACCAUGGUCUUUGAUUUCUCUUUUCCCUUUACUAUUGCCACAUCUCCUAGCCCAGUGGUCUUCAAACCUGGUCCUGGGAACCUGCCGCUCUGUACAUUUUGUCUGUAUUUUUUAUUUUACACAUUUGAUUCAAAUCAGCUUGUUAAGUGGAAGCUCCAUUAACUGAACCAACUGGUCUUUUAAGAGGUAAAUACAAAAUUUCCAGAGCUGUGGGAUUGAAACCGAUUGUUCUUGUUUGUAAAAUGUAAGAUUACACACAGAUUUACUAACAGCUUGCUCCAGCGCAAACCAUCUUUCGGGGUCACAAAAGUACUGUCAGGAUUUACCAAAGACACGCAGUGAAAAAAUAAUCAAUUUAUUGGUAUUUGUGCCAUUAUUUACAGGCCAAAAAAAACGUGACUCAUUUUGCACCUGUUUUGUCACACACACAUGAUUAUCAGUGGCUUUGAUGUGGUGUGUUCAAUAGAUCAUCGCUUUCCACUACCAAUGGCACUUUUAUGGAUUUGUGCUCUCACGCUAAUUUGCCCUGUUUAGUAAAUUUGGCCCUAAGUUUAAUACAGUUUGUUGUGUGGAAUUGUGUCUAGACUAAGUUAUGCAAUUAAAUGCAAUUAAUGCAGUUAUACUAAGUUAUGCAUUUACAGUGAAGUUUAUGCAUUAGAUUCUGAAGAUGAGGAGGAUGUGGUGAUGUUGACCUCACCUGUUUAUUCUGACAAUGAAAUUGAUGUAAUUAUGCAACCAUACCUUUAAAAGUCAUAAUAAUUUAUAUUAAUUUAUAAUAAUAAUAAUAUUUUUUUUUGUUAUUGUAAUGACUUAGGAUGACGUUUCUGCUGCUGACAUCAUCAGAACAUUUCAGAGGGAAAAUCUAAAUUUGGAAGAAAGGGUGAUUGUAGUGGCCAGAAGGAGGAAAAUUCUUCAUAGUGCAUGUACUGCACUGAAAACUAGCUACUUUGCAUGGCACAAAUCCCCACAAAUUGAAUUUGUAGGUGAAAGUGCUGAUGACUAUGGGGGACCUAGCAGAGAAUUUUUCAGGCUUCUGAUGCAGGGUGUGCAGUCAUCAUUCGGAGUUUUUGAGGGGAAAACAGGCCAGAUGGAUUGCUGACUGUGGUGUGCCUGGAAUUUUCAGUGCAGCACCUAAUAUGAGACGGAUCUAUGGUCAGCUAAUCAAACACCACAUUUACUUCAGAACUGCAGACAUGAUCGCCCAAUUCAAGGAAGGCAUGAACUCCUGUGGCAACUUGUGGCAGAUUGUCGAAAAAAACUGGAAGGUCUUCCUUCCCUUGUUCACAAAUGAGGAGAAACAAUUAACAAGAGAUGAAUUUAGAGCCCUAUUCACCAUUUGCUGGAGUGAGGAGGGAAGCAACCUCAGGGAAAAGGAGGAAGACACCAUAUUUUGCUGGGAGCUCCUGCUGAAUUCAAUUCAGGAAAAACAAUCAACAAUCACCUUCCAGGAGAUGCUGGUAUUUAUUACUGGUGCAGACAGCAUUCCCCCACUGGGCUUCCCCGGAGAACCGAGAAUUGAGUUUUACACUCAAGAAAAUCGCCGGCUUCCAUUUGCAUCAACUUGUGGCAUGGUGCUCUUUUUGCCUCGAGGCAUCCAAGAAGAGGAGGAGUUGACUGACCUGCUUAACACAGCACUCAAAGGUUACCUUGGAUUUGGAAAAAUUUAAUUCAGUUAAUUUCGUCAAAUGUUAAUUAAAGGGAUAGUUGACCCUAAAAAUAAUUUUCUGUCAUUAAUUACUCACCCUCAUGUUGUUCCAAACCCACCCAUAAAAGUUUUGUGAACCCAUAAACAAAUUAAGAUAUUUUUAAUGAAAUCUGAGAG